ACCUUGCCCACGUCGAAGGCGAGCACCCUGGUCCUCAUCUCGAUCGGGCCCGACGCCAUCACCCUCUGCAAUGUCCCCAGUGGCCUCUCUGGGGUUCCCUACGGCUGCCUCUCCUAUCAGAGCACGGAAAUCUCCCCAUUGGGGCUGUGGAAGACCUUCUACGUGAAGGUGUCGGGGACCCAGGUGAUCAUUUGCUGCCAGUGGUGGCGGAACAAAGAUGCCUGGUUGGACUACAUCAGCUGGUACUCGACGCUGGGAGUGGUCACCGACUACGGGCUCUUCGAGGGGUCGGACGCGGACGCGCGCGUCCGGCCGGGCAGCCAGCAAUGGACUGCGACGUGUCCCCCGGAUUUCCAGUGGAUCCCAGAAGCAGGGAACUGCUACCUCGCCUCACCGGGCCUCGUAUUCCAAACGUGGACCGAGGCUGCCCUCUACUGCAUGCAACGAUCGUCCACCCUCGUCUCCCUGAACGACACGACCCCUCAAGUGGACAUGGCCCGAGUCCUUUCCCUCGCAGGAGUGGGGACUCCGCUGGCGUUGGGAGGCUGGACGAUUCCGACCGGCAAUUGGUCCUGGUUCGACGGCUCUCCCCUCGACCCCAAUGCCUGGGGGAUCGCGGGGAUUCCGCCGAGCCGAUCGUGCCUGGUGUUGGUGUAUGACUUCGAGAUGCUCCGAGUCGGCUCCGUCGACCACGACUUUGAUGUCGGAUCCGAUGACGACGACUUCGACUAUAAAUUUGACAACGACUGCGACGACAGAUUCUACAACGACUGCGACGACGGAUUCCACAACGACUGCGACGACGGACUCUACAACGACUGCGGCGACGGAUACGACGACCAACCCCGGAAUCGGACCCAUGGCCGCUCUCUGUCAGGGGAUAAUUGGGGAGACGGGAGGAGGGGAGGACGGGACAGAGUACUUUAUAGUUUGGGUCACGGCGCGGACGUCGACUGUUCUCGCGUGACUUCGUCGCAUCACACGAUUAAGCUUUCUCGAAACCUGUCCACGAAGGAAGUAGGAGGAGAGACCGAAGCCGCUACCCUUCUUGCACGUCAGAGGAAAUCUUUAGAGGUCCCCGGUCCCCUCCUCACCCAUUCCAUCCGCAUUCCUUGGAGCGGUGCUUUGGGAAAGGUCCGGUACGUGACGAAUGCACGAUGA
Molecule: messenger RNA, 1161 nt
Organism: Darwinula stevensoni
Lineage: Eukaryota; Metazoa; Arthropoda; Ostracoda; Podocopida; Darwinulidae
Source: the annotation of a GenBank genome assembly